Messenger RNA from Dimorphilus gyrociliatus, 478 nucleotides. The record is from the annotation of a GenBank genome assembly. Lineage: Eukaryota; Metazoa; Annelida; Polychaeta; Dinophilidae.
CAUGACAACCCUUUUUAUUGUAACUGAAUUUAUCUUCAUGACAAUUAUUGUCGUCGAAAAUGGUCUUGUUCUUAUAGCCUUUGUUAAGAAUAAGAAAUUAAGGUCAGUUCUUACACACUAUUAUCUCAUACAAUUGGCUUUGACAAAUUUAGCAACUGGUGCCUUCCUAAGUGUGCAUAUAGCUUCUCUAUGGCGUCCUGCGUGGUUUGAACCUAGAGUUGGUUGCGCAGUGAGAUACCUGGUAAUGGUUGUACCUUUUGCAAUGAGUAUGCAAACGUUGUUGGCUAUAACCUUUGACAGAUUCAUAGCAGUUGUUUUACCUUUCUUUUACCGAAGAAAUGUUUCUAGAAAGGGUAUAAUCGUACUCUGUACAAUUAUUAACGUAGGAUCCAUUCUACUAUUUGGAGUAUUACCAGUAUCCGUAUCUAAAAGUCGAGAUGGUAGGGAUGAUUAUGCAAAUACUAGCAAAUUGUCAUAA